Messenger RNA from Hippoglossus stenolepis (Pacific halibut), 3870 nucleotides. RefSeq names its product iroquois homeobox 2a (gene irx2a). Gene Ontology annotation, molecular function: RNA polymerase II cis-regulatory region sequence-specific DNA binding; DNA-binding transcription factor activity, RNA polymerase II-specific. The record is from RefSeq and is a predicted model, not a curated record. NCBI's taxonomy places the organism in Eukaryota, Metazoa, Chordata, Actinopteri, Pleuronectiformes, Pleuronectidae. Gene Ontology annotation, biological process: regulation of transcription by RNA polymerase II; cell development; neuron differentiation. Gene Ontology annotation, cellular component: nucleus. The transcript has 3 exons. Bases 353 to 1936 code for a protein of 527 amino acids.
AGUUUCCCCCAAUGCUCUGUGUGUCUGAAACUCCACUGGCUCCUUCCUCCCUAACUCCUCACUUCAUAGUGCUGCGUACUAAAAACAUCGGACGCUAGGGGAUCAAGACGCGAGCCACAUCGCCUCUAUGUGGGCACUUUCACAGAUCUUUCGGGGGUUUUUUUUCUCCCAGUAAGGGGGCUGUGGAGGGAGGACUUUUUUUUAUGUCCAUUGUCUGAUGACUGUUUGCACGGCUGAUUAUUGAGUUGAUUGUUUAUUAUUUUGGCUGCUGUUGCCCGUCGCCCUUGUGCGUCUCUCUUUUUUUUUUAUCCUCCCCUUUUUUGGAAUCGGCGACCCACACCGCAGCGCCCCAAUGUCCUAUCCUCAGGGUUACCUCUACCAGCCCCCGGGCUCUCUGGCUCUGUAUUCGUGUCCGGCGUACGGGGCCUCGGCUCUGGCUGCCCCGCGGAGCGAGGACCUGGCGCGGUCGUCCUCCGGCUCAGCCUUCAGCCCUUACCCUGGAUCGGCUGCUUUCUCCGCGUCGGCCGGCGCAGGCUUCUCCAGUCCGCUGUCAUACUCCACGGAUCCGACGACGGGAUUCCCAUCCUACAUGAGCUCUCCAUAUGACGCGCACACGACGGGCAUGGCGGGGGCGCUGGGUUACCACCCAUACGGGAGCCCCGGGUACCCGUACCAGCUCAACGACCCGGCUUACCGCAAGAACGCCACCAGGGACGCCACGGCCACCCUGAAGGCCUGGCUGCAGGAGCACAGGAAGAACCCGUACCCGACCAAAGGGGAAAAGAUCAUGCUGGCCAUUAUCACCAAGAUGACCCUGACGCAGGUCUCCACGUGGUUCGCCAACGCCCGGCGGAGGCUCAAGAAGGAGAACAAGAUGACCUGGGCGCCCAGGAACAAGAGCGAGGACGAGGACGAGGAGGACGGGGACGGGGAGAGGAAGGAGGUGGAGCGCUCCGAGAAGAACCUGGACAACAGCGAGGCGUCGGCGGAGGAUGAAGGGAUCAGUUUGCACGUGGACACUCUGACGGACCACUCCUGCCCCUCGGAGUCGGACGGGGAGAAGGUCAGCUGCCGCGUGGCCGAGCUGAGCUCCGACCAAGCCGGCGACAAGUGCGACGACGACGGCGAGGACCAGAACCACGACCCGCGGGCUCAGCUCUCGCCCAAGGCCGUCACGUCGUCUCCGCUCACGGGAGUGGAGGCGCCGGUUCUCGGCCACCAUCACCACCACCACCACCCACACCAUCUCCACCACCACCUGCAUCACCUCCACCACCUCCACAGCCAGCGGGAGGACCUGGCCCGGAGCCUCGUCAGCAGCAGCGGCCUCAUCGCCAGUAAACCGUCCCCGUGCCUGGAGAGCCGGGCUCCGUCGGGGGCGCCUCAGAUCCCCGCAGCCAAGCCCAAGCUGUGGUCGCUGGCGGAGAUUGCUACCUCGGACCAAAAGCAGCAACAUCCGCAGCAGCAGCCACCGGGGCAGCCUGCGGGGCAACCGACCUGCCCCUCCUCCUCCUCCUCCGGCGGGGGCCUCCUCACUCCCCCCACGUCCUCCACCAGCUCCCCGGCUGCCAGCUCCCCCUCCCUCUACCCGGCCCCCUCCAUCCUUGGAAGACCUAUUUAUUACACUUCUCCCUUUUAUAGCAAUUACACAAACUAUGGCAACUUCAGCCCCCUGCAGGGCCAAGGGAUCCUGCGCUACACUAAUUCGUCUGGAGUGAGUCUGGCCGCCGCAGCCGCCGCUGCCGCCGCCGCCGCCGCCGCUGCUGCGAACGAGGGCCUGAGCUCCUCGCACCAGGGGCUGGAGGCGAGCACGAACCCCAAGCACAGGCCAGACUCCCCCCUCGUUAAAAAUAACCCAAACCACAUUGUUGUUGUCGAGCAGCAGCAACAACAGCUUUUCAGAGCCGCACAUUUAGAGGCGAAGAAAGGUACGUAAUCAACAUGAUGCGGCCCCCCCCCCCGAAGUGAUUUGAAAACUUAUUUAAUCUAGUGUUGAAAUCUUGAGAUUGUAUUUUUCUUAAAGAAAAGAGAGGAAAAAAAACAAAACAAACACUGGUAGGGAAAUCUCUUCAUGGUGGAAGUAAAAUGAAAUGAGUUCACUCGUUUCCAAUGCAAAUCAACUGGUUUUUUUCUUUGUCUUGUUGGGACAAACUGGGAAGGCUGGGCUGUUUUUUAAAAUUGUAUUUCUUUCAAACAAACACGAGAAACAAGUGACAUCAUCAGACACUAUUUACAGAUUUUCUAAUAAGAUCUUAGGACCGGAUGUGAGACUAAACGAUUUAUUGAGAGGGACUUUCGUUUAUGGCCUAUAAUUCGUUUUUCAGUGCAGUUCAUUAUCUGUUCAUAACUUAUUUUUUAACUAUAUGCACGUUCAUUUCUCACACAAUCAUUAAGAGUGAGGUCAAUUCAUUUCCAUGCAACAGGCAACGAGAACCCAUGGGGAUAUAAUAAGAAAAAAAGCAUAUUGCGAACAAAUGUUGCAAGAGGACACACACAGAUAUGGACAUUGAAAUGAGCCCGUGAAGGAAUCAGCCUGAUCACACACACACACACACACACACACACACACACACACACACACACACACACACACACACACACACGCAGAAAUGUUGCCACAGCUUUGAGCAGGAAUCCUACUUUUAAUGUUUCCUCUGAUGUGUGCCCGCGCGCGCGUGUGUGUGUGUGUGUAGGUGCGUGCAUGUGAGCGCACGCGCACAGUAGGCCCCAAACCUUAUCUUUCAGCGUAUGGGAUAAUUAUAAUUACGCCAGGGUCAGCCAAAAGUAAACAGAUCAGUGAGUUUGCUCUGUGCGUCCGUCGUGCAACUUUAUUACAUCUUCAAAUGUCACUUAGUGUAAUCUCGGCGGUUCCUUUACGCACAUCCAAAGCUAUGCGCACAUGUCGUUUUCUCAUGAGCACUUACAGGAUAAUACACGGAGCUGUUUCUGGGGGGGGGGUUUUCUUUCAGUUUGACAGUUGAUCACGAUGGUGUCGUCGUGUGGGGAUUUUCCUUUUUUGGUUUGUUGUUUUAUUUCCAUGCUCUGCAGGUAGGUGUCACAAUUGCUUUGACUAUAAAAGCGAGGAAUGGCACCACCUAUGGCCUCAUGUCAUAACCCCAGUAACCUUUGCUCCAAACCGGAUCUAGUGCCACCACAUAGUCGGGAUGAACGCUGCUACUCCGCCUCCCCCUCAGCUCCACGCACGCAGCUUGAGACACACCCCAGCACACAGUAUUUGUCAGAUUUAUAAUUAUUGUUGUAUUGUUUCAGUUUUGUUUUCUGAAUUAUUUUCUGAGAGGUUGAAAAAAAAAGAGAGAGAUCUCCCAUUGUAUGUGAUUUUACAUGUUAUUUCUCAGGUUCCUAUAGUUUGCUUAUUUGCCACGGUAUAUUAUGUUAGUAUAUAUUUAAGUGUGGAUAAAACAAGUUAAACAUAAUUUGGCCUUUCUGUGAGAACCGUGUCUGUGGAAGGAGGUGUCACGGGACGCAGGGCGCACGGAGCUGAAGUCAACUUGAGGACUUCAAAGUGGAAUAGCCUACAUUUGAUAUUUAUUUUUUUAAAUGGUGGCGAACUGAUGCCUAUAAUAAUAAUUUAUGCAAGUUGUAUUGCAAAAAAGGUAAAAAAACAAAAAAAACAUGGGAAGCUGACAUCGUCUGUUUGUUUUGUAAAUAUAUAUAUUAUGGACGCUUUUUAUUUGAGACGCAUUUGGGAAAAGAAGCUACACAAUCUUGUUAUCAGGAGUACUUUUACUAAUUUAUAUCUUUGAAUGUAAAUAAAAUAAAAAAUGGUAUAGAUGUACUGGCGGGGUAUGAUAUCCAUUAUUCCCAACAACAAAAAAAGGAGAAAAUAUUAAACUGUUUUCCCAACCAUGA